CAUAGGUAUUUGGCGGAGUUUAAGGUUGGAGAUGAGAGAAAAGUUGCUGCUGAGGAUACUAUGCUGGCUUAUAGGGCUGCUCAGGAUGUCGCAGUUGCGGAUCUUGCUCCCACUCAUCCGAUCAGGCUGGGGCUGGCACUCAAUUUCUCCGUGUUUUACUUCGAGAUUCUGAAUCAGUCCGAUAAAGCAUGUAGCAUGGCCAAGGAGGCCUUUGAGGAAGCCAUUGCUGAGCUGGACACUCUGGGUGAAGAAUCAUACAAGGACAGUACCCUCAUCAUGCAACUAUUGAGGGACAACCUUACUCUCUGGACUUCAGAUGCGCAGGACCAGUUAGAUGAGUCAUAGAAGGGCAUCAUAAGCUCGACCUGUCCUGUGCUUGUGAAUGGUGGGGGGAGGAGGUGGGCUUCAAAUGUCAUUUACUUUAUGGACUAUUCUGUAAUUAUUUAAUUCUUGUAUUAGAAUCUUUUUUCAUGUACUAUUGUAGAAUGUAUAUAUAAACAUAAUAUUAAUAUUUUAUUUUAUGUAUUCAAAUGUAAAAGACAAAUGUUAUAGUUUCUAACAUAAUAUGAAUUUCAU
Molecule: messenger RNA, 576 nt
Organism: Cucumis melo (muskmelon)
Lineage: Eukaryota; Viridiplantae; Streptophyta; Magnoliopsida; Cucurbitales; Cucurbitaceae
Product: 14-3-3-like protein GF14 kappa
Exons: 4
Coding region: 61-345 (94 amino acids)
Biological process (GO): signal transduction
Cellular component (GO): cytoplasm
Source: RefSeq, a predicted model, not a curated record